Anopheles coluzzii is the source of this 1802-nucleotide messenger RNA. Its product is annotated as zinc finger protein 184-like. Gene Ontology annotation, molecular function: zinc ion binding. The transcript has 3 exons. Bases 107 to 1717 code for a protein of 536 amino acids. NCBI's taxonomy places the organism in Eukaryota, Metazoa, Arthropoda, Insecta, Diptera, Culicidae. Gene Ontology annotation, cellular component: nucleus. The record is from RefSeq and is a predicted model, not a curated record.
ACAGCUGAUGUGACAUUUGCUAACCACAACAAAUCCCUCCCUCCCGAUUUGGGGGAAAUUGUUUGCAUUUUCUCGCUGCAAUAGCUAUCGCCAGCCCGUGUUCGUCAUGGCGUCAGUGAAGGUGGAAAAUAGCUCCAGGAUCGUUGCCAACUCUCCACGGGAUCAUCCACGGUGCGAUGUGUGUCUGCGCUGGGAAAGUGUUUGCUUCGGCAGAUCGGAUCCCAUCUUCACCGGGAAAGAUGUGUUGGCCAUGGUAACACAGUAUCUCGACAUGAACAUCACCCUAACACUCGUCUGCGAACGCUGCUGGAGUAGAUUGAAGGAGUUCGAUGAGUUCUACCGGAUGGUCAGCGAGCAGCACACUAGCAAAGCGGAUCUGCGGCCCCCAGACCGGAAGGAAGCUGACCCGGUCGAACAGCGCGUGGAGGGAGUCGUUUAUGGAAUGGAAUUUGUCGACAUAAAGUACGAACCACUGGGUGAAGAUGCGAAUGUAACGAUAAAAGAGGAAGAGGAGGAGGAGGAAGCGGAGGAGCAUGAGAGAGAACCACUUCCGGACAGUGACGACUGUGACAAACUGUUGCCCAGCCAGUCGAUGGAGUUGGAGGAUGAGGAACCUCUGGCGGAUGACGAUACGAACUCGUUGUCUUCCGACGAUAGUGACGAUUCCUCGGUGCCGGAUCGGGUGAAGCGCGGCGGCAAAGCAUCGGCCAUAGGCAAGAAAGAGCCCAAGGUGGAUAAGGAGAUACUGGAGUUUUACCAGCGGCUGGUGUGCGAGAUUUGUGAUGCGGAGCGGAUGCUGGCCGGCGAACCGUCGAUCGAGUACAGCAAUCUGAGGGAGCUGAACAAGCACAUGCGAAAGGUGCACGAGCAGGUCGGCGCUACGCGCAUCAAGUGUCCGAUGUGCGACAAAAAGUUCCGCUAUCGGGCGAAGCUGCUCGAGCAUCGGGACAUGCAUCAGAACCCGGACCGGUUCCGGUGCGUGGUGUGCGAGGAGGUGCACCAGAACAUGGCGGAGCACAUGAAGAACAAGCACCAGGAGCGCACUUACUGCUGCGAGGAGUGUGGCAAGCGGUUCCCGUUCAAGGCUCGGCUUACGGCGCACGUGAAGAAAAUGCACACCUCGAAGGAUGUCGUCUGUGACCAGUGUCAGAAAAGCUUCAGCAGAUACACGAUCGAGGACCACAAGCGGGCAGUUCACGAAUCGCGCUACAUCUGCGAACACUGUCCGCGCACGUUCAAGUCGCGUCUUGCCCUCACGCAACACAUGGAGGAACACGUGGAGGGAUUGCGGAAGACGGUUUCCGCCACCUGCGAAAAGUGUGGCGUAGUGCUGCGGGACAAGUACACGCUGCAGACGCACAUCAAGCGCAUGCACACGGAACAUCCGCCCGCCAGCUGCGGCACAUGCGGGAAGGUGUUCAAGUCGAAGCACAAUCUCAACGCGCACCUGGCCAACGUGUGCACGGAGCGUUCGUUCCCGUGCCCGAUCUGUGCGAAGCAGUUUAAGAAGAAGAUUAAACUGACCGAACACAUGACGACGCACACGAAGAGUGUGCUGUACCAGUGUCCGUACUGUCCGAAGACGUUCAGCUUCGAGACGCAGCUGUACACGCACCGGAAGCAGGCGCACUACGAGCAGUGGCUGGAGAUGCAGCGGAAGCGCAAGGAGGGUGUACGGUUUAAGGUUAACCGCAUCACGGAUAUGCCCUCUACCUGAACCGAAUGCGCGCGUAUAUGUGUGCGUUUUUAUGCUAGGAGUAGUAAUACAGUAAAAUAAUAAAUCGCUUACGUAGGAAUGUGCU